Molecule: messenger RNA, 255 nt
Organism: Eruca vesicaria subsp. sativa (arugula)
Lineage: Eukaryota; Viridiplantae; Streptophyta; Magnoliopsida; Brassicales; Brassicaceae
Source: the annotation of a GenBank genome assembly
AUGAAUCUGUUGACUGUAAGUCGUCGAUGUGGUCUACUGUUUUACUUGACUCAAUCUAACAUUCAGACACCACCAAUUUCUUUUCCUUCAAGCUCAAUAUCUCAAGGUUCUAAAUCUAAGAGGAAGAGAACAUUAAAUGACACUAAAGAAGACCACCAGCAUUCCCAAACCUUUUCAACUCAAUACAAUAAUUUGAAGCCAUUGAAAAGAGGCAUUGAGAGUGUUCUAUCUGAUGUUACCAAUGUAAUUCAUUCU